AUGCUGAAGCAAAACCCUCAUGUAAAGCACCUGCAUCUCUACGACGAUGAUCUGUCGGUUACGGCAGUCGGCAUGGAGCUAGAAGCAAUCCCUCAAGGGCCCGAGCUCUCCAUCUACUCCGCGCCUGAUCUAAGCGAAGCCAUAAAAAAGGCAGACCUCGUGGUAAUGCUCGCCAAGUCUUACACCCCGGCAGACAAAACCAGCGACCAAAUGCUCGUCACAACCGCACCGGAGAUUCAACGUCUAUGUAAAGCUUUUGCAGACAACAAUCCUUAUGCGUUCCUAGCGAUAUCCACGAACCCAAUCAACUCGGUCGUACCUUUAGCAGCCUCGCUCCUUCGGAAGUACAAUGCGUAUAAUCCUCUCAAGCUUUUAGGCAUAACUCAAGUGGAUAAUGCGAGGUCUCGAGCGAUCAUCGCGACGUCUCUACGCGUGAAGCCCUCGACAUUGGAUCUGCCGGUCAUAUGCGGACAUUCCGAGCAGACCAUCGUGCCCUUAUUCUCAAACUUGACUGUACCGAACUUCACCCCAGAUGACCCACAAUCUGAUUGGUUGACUCGGCUAGUGAGGAAAACUGGUGCAGACAACAGCUUGAAAAGGAAAACCGAUAAUGAGACGCUUGUGCUGGCGUGGUCAAUCGCACAGUUCGUUCUGGGCGUGGUCACUGCUAUACAGGGGAACCGUAGUUUGCUCAGCUGUUUCACGGAAAACAAAAACUUUGGCACGAAAUAUUUUGCUGGGCCCACUCUACUGGGCGGUGAUGGGAUUGUGCAGUUGGUUGAGCCUUACAAUAUGUCUGAUUAUGAGAAGAACCUCCUACAUUGCGCCCUACCAGUGUUGACGCGAGAUAUUGCCGUUGGAGAAACUUACUUUCGUGAUCUAGAUGGCUCCAAAGCCCAUUGA
Molecule: messenger RNA, 903 nt
Organism: Plutella xylostella (diamondback moth)
Lineage: Eukaryota; Metazoa; Arthropoda; Insecta; Lepidoptera; Plutellidae
Product: malate dehydrogenase
Biological process (GO): carboxylic acid metabolic process
Cellular component (GO): cytoplasm
Molecular function (GO): L-malate dehydrogenase (NAD+) activity
Source: RefSeq, a predicted model, not a curated record